This is a messenger RNA of Podarcis muralis (Common wall lizard), 2535 nucleotides long. NCBI's taxonomy places the organism in Eukaryota, Metazoa, Chordata, Lepidosauria, Squamata, Lacertidae. The record is from RefSeq and is a predicted model, not a curated record.
AUGCUUGCUGCUCUCCCUCAAUGUUCUAUCAAUGAACCUGUUCCUAUUAUUCACAAAUAUUAUCAGUCGGGAGACCUCAUCAUUGCUGGCGUUAUUUCCCAGAUCUACAUAUCUUCAAGCACCAUAACCUUUGAACAACAUCCGGCUCUGGAACUUUCCAAUGACCACAUGGUCCUGACUCAGAACUACCAGCACAUCCUGGCCUUGGCAUUUGCUGUGAAGGAGAUCAAUGCCAACCCCCAAAUCUUGUGCAAUGUCACUCUUGGAUUCCACAUCUAUAACAGUCAUUUCAGUGCCAGCUGGACCUAUCAAGCCUCCAUAGAACUUCUUUCUAGACGGGCCAAGUUCAUCCCUAACUACAAGUGUGAUGUUGAGAAUACUCCAGUAGCAGUCAUCGGGGGACCAAACUCUAAUGUCUGUUUUCACAUGGCAACUAUCCUGAGCAUGUACAAGAUGCCACAACUCAUAUAUGGCUCUUCUCCAGUCAUGAAUAAUGAAACUCAGGCUGUCUUCUUCCACCGGAUGUUCCCAAAUGGAGCCUUUCAGUACAAGGGAAUUCUCCACUUACUUCUGCAUUUCUCAUGGACGUGGAUUGGAGUUGUUUCCCAGGAUGACGACAACACAGAGAGCUUUAUAGAGAACAUACUUCCUCUGCUUUCCCAGGGUGGCAUCUGCUUCGACUUCAUAGAAAAAUUCCCCAAACUAACUUCUUCCAGUGGCUUUGGAGACAUGGUAGGAGAAGGCUUAAAGACACUUAAUGUCAUUAUGUCAAGUACUGCCCAUGUUGUGCUUGUGCAUGGAGAAAUUCAGACCAUGAUGGUUUUGAGAGUCAUGCCCCAAAUUGCAGAUAUGGAGAAUAUGCCAUGGAGGACAAUAGCUAAAAUUUGUAUUAUGACAGCCCAGAUGGAUUUCACAUCAUUCCCCUUCCAAAGAGAUUGGGACAUACAUUUUCUCCAUGGUGCUUUGUCCCUUUCAGUUCAUUCAAAGGAGGUGCUGCUUUUCCACACAUUUCUUCAGAACAGAAACCCUGCUUCAGUAGAAGAAGAUGGCUUCAUCAGGGAGUUCUGGGAAGAAUCAUUUGACUGUUCAUUUCCCAGUUCUGCGGCACACAAGAUGGACUGGAAAAGGUGUUCUGGGAAUGAGAGGCUGGAGCUGCUUCCUGUUUCUGUGUUUGAAAUGGGCAUGACUGCUCAUAGUUACAGCGUCUACAAUGCAGUCUAUGCAAUAGCACAUAGUUUGCAUGCCAGCUAUUUAUCACAAUUCAAAUACACAGGAAUAUCACGCUGUGGAAGGUGGACGAUUCUGAAGGCACAACAGUGGCAGCUCCACCGUAUUCUCAGAAGUAUUUCAUUUAACAACAGUGUGGGGGAAAUGGUGUCCUUUGAUCAAAAUGGGGAAUUGGCUGCUGGCUUUGACAUUAUAAACUGGGUCACACUCCCAAACCAGACCUUCUUCAGGGUUAAAGUUGGAAAGAUAGACCCUCCGACUCUCCAAGAUAAGAAAGAUGCAGUGACCUCCCUGGACAACGUCUUCACCAUUCAUGAGGAUCUCAUCAUCUGGCCCAAACAAUUUAACCAGGUCCAGUCCUUGCAUAUUUCAGGGUGCAUUUAUAAAUUUCCUCAAUAUUCAAGAAAUAUGGAUAAUUGCUUUCAAUGUCCAGGAGAUCAAUAUCCAAACAUUGGUCAGGAUACAUGCCUUCCAAAAACCAUCAGCUAUCUUUCUCACAAAGAGCCUCUGGGGAUCAGCUUGGACGCUGUUGCUCUCUCCUUUUCUUGCAUCACAGCUCUUGUGCUUGGAAUCUUUAUGAAGAACAAGGACACACCCAUAGUCAGAGCCAACAACAGGGGCCUCACCUACACUCUCCUCCUCGCCCUCCUGCUCUCCUUCAUUUCUGCUUUGCUGUUCAUUGGACAACCGGAGGUUGUGACCUGCCUCCUUCGACAAAUACUUUUUAGCAUAAUCUUCUCUGUGGCAGUUUCUUGCUUAUUGGCCAAAACCACCAUUGUGGUGCUAGCUUUCAUGGCCACGAAGCCAGGGUCCAGUAUAAGGAAAUGGGUGGGGAAACAAUUAGCCAUCUCCAUAGUCCUGUCCUGCUCCCUGAUUCAAGCCACAAUCUGUAGUGUGUGGCUGGCAACCACUCCCCCAUUCCCAGACUUUGACAAACACUCAAUGCCAAAAGAAAUUGUGCUUGAAUGCAAUGAAGGGUCGACUGUCAUGCUUUACUGUGUGUUGGGCUUCCUGUGUCUCCUGGCCAUUGUCAGCUUCACGGUGGCCUUCUUAGCUAGAAAGUUGCCCGACAGUUUCAAUGAAGCCAAGUUCAUCACCUUCAGCAUGUUGAUCUUUUGCACGGUAUGGCUGUCCUUUGUUCCCACAUAUCUGAGUACCAAGGGGAAGUACAUGGUGGCCGUGGAGAUCUUCUCCAUUUUGUCCUCCAGUUUUGGAUUACUGAGCUGCAUCUUUUCCCCAAAAUGCUAUGUCAUUUUACUGAGACCUGAUCUGAAUAGCAAAGAUCAGCUCAACAUAAGAAAGAAUUAA